CGAUCCUAUAUUAUAUCUGCCGGUCUUCGCUCUAAUCGUCUCAGAUCAUCCACACUCUCAUCUCACUCCACCAUAACUCUCUUCACGAUGCUGUUCGGUAAGAAGAUCCCGAAGGCCCCGGAGGUCCUCACGCCUUUGCAGGUCAAGCGCCGGCUUGAACUGGCUGAGCCUGCUGAGCGUGGUGGCAAUCCGUACUCCCCACCCGGCGGUGGCGCCGAGGUGAUUGAGUACCCAAAUCUGAACUCUCGCGAGUCUAACGACAGUGUGUGGAUGUGCUGUUGUUGUGGGCACGAGACUCCGCUGGUUCACUUCAAGGGCGCGUACCCAUUCAAGCGCCUGGGGUGCGGUAGCUGCAAUCAUGUCUUGUGCAAGCACUGCGAGACGACAGAGACCAUCACCCCAUCUCAGGGCGAUGACUUCGCACCAACUCAAGAUGAGGCUGAGUUGCGUCAGCUCCAGGUCUGUCCUUCGGGCCACCUGUCUCAUCGUGCUGUAAUCCCUGCAACAGACCACCGUGGUAAGCGUCUCUGUUGGCUGCCGACGACAUCUGUCUCUCACGCUGAGAUGUGUUCUUGCGGUGAGCUGGCCAAAUGCAACUGGCAGAAGUACGUCAUUGGCGAGACAUGGACGUAUCUACGGGAGCCGAUGAAGGCGGCGCAUGAGCUACAGGAGAAGCAGAUGAAGAAGAAGAAGAUGGCAAUGACAGCUUCAAAUCAUCCGCAGAAGCGUCCUGAGCCAGUGGAGAAGCGCGCUGAUUCUUUAUGGGAGCGUCGGGGCCUUCGACGCAUGCAAGCUCUCAACCCCUCACAGGAUGCUUAUAACUCUAUUCAGAACACACCAGCUUGCUCACCGACUCGCAUGCGGACACAGCCGAUGCCUGUUCCGCAGAUUCGGCGCCCAGAUUUGACCGUGAACACCAGCACAUCUUCGCUCAAGCGCUCUGGGGCACAGCGUGGCAAGCCACCCUCGUACACGCCUCGCUCGGCGACGUACCAGGAGUCGCCUGUCACGUCUCGGUCACCACCUUCUUGGCGCGCUGAAACGUGGGCAACUGCUGAGGGCCACCAGCGUGCCCAUGAAGUCGCGGAAGCUGCCCUGCGGUCUUCGCUCGAUGCUCGAUUUGAUCCUGAUGAAGAUGAAGAUUCAUAUGCACAAGCUGGUGGGAAUCGAAUUGCGCAGUUCGUGCGACCAGCGACAGCUAUGACCAUGCAUGCGCCAAAGCCAGUUCGACGAGCUGUGACUUACGACACUCUCCUUCAAAAUGCUGAAGACGUGCCUCGCAACCCUCUUCUUGUCCAGACGGACAUGGUCCUGGCAGCAGAAGUCGGAACUCCGACACACAUCAUGAUCGCCGAUGAGAUGGCGCAGGAGAAGACUGACGAACAAGCGACGGAGCAACAAUUGGAUGAAUGCGUCCUCCUGGAGUAUUUGGGCCCCUUGGGUGUUACCUCCUCAAGCACCAACGAAUGAUCGUCGGCCGGGCUUUAAGGAGUACUAUAAGGAGAUAUGUCAGUGAAAUCCGUAAAAAGACGAGAACAAAAAC
This is a messenger RNA of Macroventuria anomochaeta, 1543 nucleotides long. RefSeq lists its product as uncharacterized. The transcript has a single exon. The coding region runs from base 88 to 1470 and encodes 460 amino acids. The record is from RefSeq and is a predicted model, not a curated record. NCBI's taxonomy places the organism in Eukaryota, Fungi, Ascomycota, Dothideomycetes, Pleosporales, Didymellaceae.